Messenger RNA from Linum tenue, 1774 nucleotides. NCBI's taxonomy places the organism in Eukaryota, Viridiplantae, Streptophyta, Magnoliopsida, Malpighiales, Linaceae. The record is from the annotation of a GenBank genome assembly.
UCCUCUCUUUUGGAUCUUUCUACUACAAAAGAAGUCGUCAAUCGUCACUGCCUAUUGUAUUCCACUUCCAGCCGAUGCCCGCCAUCUCUGCUCACUUCUCUUUCACCCCAACCAUCAUCGCCCAUGGCUGCUACUCUCCGGUGGCGCUGCUUCCUCCUCCUAACACUCUUCAUCUCCAUUUCAUCAACACCAACCGAACAACAAACCCUUGCUCAAAUCCCAAUCAAUUUCCUCAGCUCCGCCAAAACCCCAGAGCUCGUCGAUUACAUGGUAAGCAUCAGGAGGCGAAUCCACGAGAACCCAGAACUCGGUUAUGAAGAAUUCGAAACCAGUAGGCUGGUCCGUGAAGAGCUUGAUCGGCUGGGGAUUCGUUACGAACACCCUUUCGCCGUUACAGGGAUUGUUGCCUCUAUUGGCACCGGCGGACCUCCUUUCGUCGCUCUUAGAGCUGAUAUGGAUGCUUUAGCUCUUCAGGAAGCUGUGGAAUGGGAGCACAAGAGCAAAGUUGCAGGCAAAAUGCACGCUUGUGGCCACGAUGCUCAUGUUGCCAUGCUUCUUGGGGCUGCCAAGUUGCUCCAGGAACACCACAGUCAUGAUUUGCAGGGGACAGUUCUGUUUGUUUUCCAACCAGCUGAGGAAGGAGGCGGAGGAGCAAAGCAAAUGGUGGAAGCUGGAGUGGUUGACAGUGUGGACGCCAUCUUUGGGAUUCAUGUGAGUACCAGCUUCCCAAUUGGCACAGUGGCCUCAAGAGCUGGCCCUCUUCUUGCUGGGAGUGGGUUCUUCGAAGCUGUGAUAACUGGGAAAGGAGGCCAUGCUGCCAUUCCCCACCACACCAUUGACCCCAUUCUUGCAGCCUCCAGUAUAGUCGUCAGCUUGCAGCACCUUGUUUCCCGUGAAGCUGAUCCCUUAGACUCACAGGUUUAUACAAUUAUGCUUCAGGUGGUGACCGUUGGUAAAUUUGAAGGAGGUGGUGCGUUCAAUGUCAUUCCAGAUUCUGCCACCAUUGGAGGAACAUUUAGGGCCUUCUCCAAAGAUAGCUUUGCCCAGAUCAAGCAACGCAUAGAACAGGUUGUGACGGGGCAGGCUAAGGUCCAGAGGUGCAAUGCAACCAUUAACUUCAAUCCGAACAACAAGCAGACAUAUCCUGCUACGGUGAACGAUGCAAGUCUACACGAGUAUUUCCUUGGUAUUGCGGGAGACAUGUUGGGGACCCAGAACCUGAAAGUUAUGGAACCAUUGAUGGGUGCGGAGGACUUCUCUUUCUAUGCAGAGAAAGUUCCUGGCUGCUUUUUCUUCGUGGGAAUGCAGAACGAAACUCGAGAACCACUUGUGGCGAGUCAUUCACCACAAUACCAAGUCAACGAAGAUGUGCUUCCAUAUGGAGCAGCUCUGCACGCCUCGCUGGCCGUCAGGUACUUGCUGGAGCAUCAGCCGGGAUCUGCAACGCCUCCUGAAGAAGUAAUAAGGCCUCACGAUGAGCUGUGAAGAGCCACAUGAAUGUUGGAUUGCUUUCUUGUUUCUUGGAGCAACGCCAUAUUUGUGCACUUCUUAGUAGAUUCACUUAACAUUUAAGUUGGAUUUUCCCUUCUCCCAUCGUGUAAUCCUAUUAUCAUGGUGAAACCAAAAGUUUCAUUUUAGGAAAUGUAUUGAACGCAAGAUUUGGGAAGUUGCAUUGUGGACUUGCAAUGGAAUUCCUCACAGAAUUGCUUCCAAAUGAGCAGAUCAGGAAGUUGUAUUGUAUAUGAAUGAUUCCACUGCUGGAUGAGAAACAAAC